UGUCUGACGUUUGACAUUGAGACGAGGUUAUUGCACUUAUUAAAACCGGGAUUUAUUAAAAUAAUUUGAUAAAACAUUUGUAAUGGUGCUGGCAGUGCAGAACACCGGGACCCAGACAACGUUUUAUGAAGCUGCGAUUGCUGGAGGCCUAGCAGGGGCCUUCACGAGAGCAGUAGCGCAACCCCUCGACGUUCUAAAAAUACGAUUUCAACUCCAACUCGAACCGAUUGAAAAUGGAUCGAAAUACAGCUCUAUACUACAAGCAGUCGGCAGUAUUGUGAAGGAAGAAGGAAUUUUCACGUUAUGGAGUGGGCACGUACCAGCGCAGUUGUUAUCAAUAUCGUAUGGAGUCCUGCAGUUUUCCGUAUUUGAAUCGCUCACGCAAGUAUGCAAGGGUUCUGAUAUGACCUUCUAUAAUACUCAUAGACACUGGAUAAACUUUACUAAUGGUGGUGUGGCUGCUGCCGUGGGUACUGUCGUAUCUUUUCCCUUUGAUACAGUCAGAACUAGGUUGAUAGCUGAGCAGAAAACAAAAAAAGCCUACAAAGGGUUUACACAUGCAGUUACACAUAUGGUUAAGACUGAGGGUGUGGCGUCAUUAUUCAAAGGCUUGACUCCCACACUUGGGCAGAUUGCCCCACACGCUGGCAUACAAUUUGCAGUAUACAGGCUGUUCACGGAGACUGUGUUUAACAGAAUACCAUUCUUCCAAAGACAAAAGACUAUGCACUCUGUGGUGGAAUCCUCAUUAAUGGCAAACUUGAUAGCUGGCUCUAUAGCAGGGUUUGUGUCAAAAACAGCCAUUUAUCCAUUUGAUUUAGUGAAAAAAAGAUUACAGAUUCAAGGUUUUCAACAAUACAGGAAAGAGUUUGGUAAGCAGAUGUACUGUAAUGGUUUGCUACAUUGUGUGAAGUUGACUAUCACUAUGGAAGGGUUCCUAGCACUCUAUAAAGGUUAUGGGCCGAGUAUGCUUAAGGCUGUGCUAGUGUCCGCAAUGCACUUUGCGGUAUAUGAUGAAAUCAAACACAUGUUUCUGCGGUUAAAGAGUUGAUGCCCAUAGAGAAUACUUAGAAACUAAUUGAAAAUGUUAUUUAGCCAAUAUUUAUUUUGUGAUUAUCAGUUGUAAUGUGAAUCAGCAGGAAUUGAACCUUUUAUGUUAAAUGUUAGAUAACAAAACUAGACUAGAUAGAAACAAGGUUUUAAAAGGUACUGGCUUCAGUAGUGGGUUUAAACCAAAGCCUAGGUACUUUUUAAAACAUUGUUAAUAAAGUGGUCAAAGUUAGAAUCUCAAUAAUUUGGGUACCUUUCAUAAAAUUUUCAGCUUGCUUUAGCUUGACUAAAUUUAUUUAGUAUUUAAUAAUUCUUGCCAAAGAAUAUUGAAGACAUCACAAACAUUUGAUUCCAAUUUUACACAUAUCUUUGACUCCAUAAUUUAUAAAAUCAAACUUGCCUUCUCUAACACUCACUUUUAAAUAUUUAUGAAUUUAAAUGUAAUUUGUUAUUAAUUUUUAUUUAUAUUGAUAGCUAUUUAUUCUAUUUUUAAGUAUAAAUAUUAUGUUGUUGUUAGCUUUGCCUUAAAAAGAGUUUAGUAUUGAAUGCUGAUUAAUUUAAAUGUUUCUCGAGUUUGCUUUACCACAAAAUAUGAUAAUUAGAAAUUAAAAUAAUUGCUGUUAAAUACAAGUAUAAUAUAAUUUCAACUUCGCAUUUACAGUAUUAA
Messenger RNA from Helicoverpa zea (corn earworm), 1717 nucleotides. RefSeq names its product mitochondrial thiamine pyrophosphate carrier-like. The transcript has a single exon. The coding region runs from base 83 to 1051 and encodes 322 amino acids. The record is from RefSeq and is a predicted model, not a curated record. NCBI's taxonomy places the organism in Eukaryota, Metazoa, Arthropoda, Insecta, Lepidoptera, Noctuidae. Gene Ontology annotation, biological process: thiamine pyrophosphate transmembrane transport. Gene Ontology annotation, molecular function: thiamine transmembrane transporter activity. Gene Ontology annotation, cellular component: mitochondrial inner membrane.